This is a messenger RNA of Dimorphilus gyrociliatus, 1256 nucleotides long. The record is from the annotation of a GenBank genome assembly. Lineage: Eukaryota; Metazoa; Annelida; Polychaeta; Dinophilidae.
ACAGUAAAUGUGAAGAGCGCGUGCGCUAGAAACCGGAAAUUAGAAGAUUUCGCCGAUUGUGCUUUAAUAUCGAUAUUAUAUAGAUUUAAAAGUCUUUUAUUGGAAUCUUUCAAACAAGAAAUAUGGCAACAAGCAUGGAAGUGGACGCUGAUAGCACAAAUGUGAUGGCUCCAUCCGGUACUCCUGGUAGUGUAACGAUAGCCUUGCAUCCUUUGGUUAUAAUGAAUAUAUCUGAGCACUGGACUAGGAUUCGUGCACAAAACGAAGGGAAAUCUCAGCAAGUCAUUGGCGCUUUAAUCGGAAAACUUUCCGGAAGAGAUAUGGAAGUUAUGAAUUCUUUCGAACUGGUCUUUCAAGUAAAUAAUGGUGAAAUUUUCAUUGACAAGGAUUAUUUAACAAAGAAAGAUUCGCAGUUCAAACAAGUAUUUAGUGAAUUAGAUGUUCUUGGUUGGUAUACAACAGGUGGAUCUCCAACACAGAAUGAUAUUCAAGUCCAAAAACAGAUGGGAGAUCUUUACGCUAGCCCUAUACUCUUGAAACUCAAUCCCCAAGUUAAGCACACAGAUCUCCCUGUUUUUGUCUACGAAUCUGUCAUAGAUAUAGAGAAAGGCGAGACAAAGAUGCUAUUUGUCGAACUAGAGUACAUAUUAGCCACUGAAGACGCCGAAAGAAUAGGUGUGGAUCACAUUGCUCGAACUUCAACAUUAAGUGAAGCACAAUCCCCUAUCGGAUCGAGCAUGGCCGCCGAUCACCUGCAAGCUCAGCAUAGUGCCGUCCGAAUGUUACAUUCUCGAGUGAAAAUAAUCCUUGAAUAUUUAAAAGCUAUGGAACAGGGAAAAUUACCGAAACGCCCAGAUAUACUUAGAGAUGUUCACAGUCUCUGCCAUCGUUUACCAGUUGUUAAAACGAAAGAAUUCAAUCAAGAAUUUCUAAAUCAAACAAAUGAUGUACACUUGAUGGCUUAUCUGGCAACAAUAACAAAAAGCUGUAAUAAUGUCAAUAAGUUUGUUACGAAAUUUAACACGUUGUACGAGAAACAGGGUAUGGGCAGACGUGUAAGAGGAUUGUUUUUUUAAAGGGAAAAUAGCUUAAAAUUUUACAUAAAAGAAAGAAAUAUAUUAAUAUUUCAUAAAUUUUCUAUGGCAAUAUCAACUAUUCUGUUGAAUACAUUUAUGCUAUAAACAAUUUCAACAAUUAUAAGUUACAGAAAAAUUCAAGAUACUUGAAAAUGAAAUUAUUAAUAAAAUUUAAUGAAC